AUGGCUGCCAGCAAACAAUUCUAUCUGCUCGGGGAGGACCCCUUGACGUCCUCCAAGGAGAUCGACAUCUCUUCAGUGGCCGACGAAGAUGAUUUGAAACAUACAAUUGCUGCUCACUUUGCCAUUGUGCAGUCUUCUGGAGUCGGCUUCGCGUCAAAAGACAAUGUUGCCUUGACCACACUGGCCGAUGUGCGUGCUGUGGAGGAGCCUAUUGCCAUAUCCAUCGACGGCAAGGCUGUUCGUGAGAUUCCCGGCCCAGCGGGUCUGCCCUAUAUUGGCAACUACUUUGAAGUCUAUCCGGACCAUCUCGGAAACCACCAGCGACUGUUCGAACAGUACGGCCCGCUGAUCAAGACGACAAACCUGGGUAGCGUCGUGUACCACACAAACGACCCUGUCCUCGCAUCUAUCUUUUUUAGCGAGAGUGACUUUUUCACCAAGAACAUUAUUCCCGGUCACCCGCUGCAUCCCAUCAAGAACCCAGAAUCUGGUGUCUUUCUCGGCGAUACUGACACAGAGGAGUGGAGGACUGCCCACAAGUUUCUGCCUCCAGCUUUCGGACCCAAGGCCGUCCGCCACUAUGCACCAACCAUGCAGAAGACGAUAGAAGAUGCGUUCAAGGUGUUUGAUGAAUUGGAUGAGAGAGACGAGGCUUGGAACGUUUAUCCCUACAUGCUGAAGUUGGGAUCGCAAGCUGUUGGAAAACUUGUCUUGGGACUUGAUAUGAAGCACUUCACGGCCCCAGACGCCCCAUUGCACGAGAUGGUUUUUAGAAUCGCACAAUCUCUUAGUCUGAACAAGAAGGUCACGUCCAUGGGAAGUUGGUAUGCGCACAUGCCGUUUGGCGCGCCCAAGCAGCUCCGCGAUGCCAGAGGGAGAAUCGUCGAGAUGGUCCAGGAGUCGAUCAAUGCUGCCUCAAAGGGUAUUGAAGAUUUGGAGCUCCAAGAGGCUGCAGUCAAGGCAGAGAACAUGGUCGACUAUGUUCUUCGCGCAACAGACUCCAAGGGCAACAAACUCCCGGCUAACAGGAUCAUGGAGCCGCUGGUCGUGGCCACGGGUGCUGGAUUCACAACUACCAGUUCGCUGCUCUCAUGGCUACUUUAUGGCCUCGUCGCCUAUCCUGGAAACCAGGAGCGGCUCCUGCAGGAGCUGAUCGACAAUGGAUUCGACGAGAACACACAGAUCACGGCUGAGCUGACGCAAAAGCUCACCUUCCUCGACAAGUAUGUCAAGGAGACUCAGCGACGCCACAACCCUAGCUACCAACCUGCACGAACCUCAAAGGUCGACAUGAUCUUGCCGGGUGGCUACAAACUCCCCAAGGACUCGGUCUGCGUUGUCGCCCUGCACCAUAUCCACAACAACCCCAAGUUGUGGGACAACCCAACCCAGUUCGACCCUGACCGUUGGGACACUGAGAAGGUCAAGUCGCGACACCAGGCGUCCUAUAUUCCCUUCGCCACAGGUCCAAGAAUGUGUAUCGGUUUCAACUUUGCGCUCCAAGAAGUCAAGGUCUUCCUUCCCAAGCUCAUAUACAGGUACAACUUCAGCUUGGCUAGCGAUGGCCCGCUCGAAUAUGACCCCAUGUUCCAGUUGAUCAGGCCCAUGAACUUGUACGUCAGAGCAGAGAGACGUGUCAAGUGGCCAGCCAAGAGCGGCUAG
Messenger RNA from Pestalotiopsis fici W106-1, 1662 nucleotides. RefSeq lists its product as uncharacterized. The record is from RefSeq and is a predicted model, not a curated record. Bases 1 to 1662 code for a protein of 553 amino acids. Gene Ontology annotation, molecular function: monooxygenase activity; iron ion binding; oxidoreductase activity, acting on paired donors, with incorporation or reduction of molecular oxygen. Lineage: Eukaryota; Fungi; Ascomycota; Sordariomycetes; Amphisphaeriales; Sporocadaceae. The transcript is spliced from 8 exons.